UGGGAGACCAGUUUGCAUGCUGUACUGACUCAGGGGAGGCAGCGCCCUUAACCGGCGGGCACACGCACCUGAGACUGCGCGCACACUUUGAAAUUCCUGAGAGUUCACGCGCAGCACGAAUCACGCCUAAAAAUCAACGCUCGUGUAAACUCGGAAGUGUCCAUACGUGGGUUGACAAUCACAUGCACAUCAUGAAAUUUGUGAAACGUGUUAUAAGCACACUAUAAGUAAGAAGGGAAACAUAAUAACACUGCAUUUGCUACAUGUCCACGAUAAAUCUUAAAUCUCAUGUUGAGUGCAGUGACGCCGUGAUUGCCCUCCCGAAGGAAACCGGAGAGAAAAAAAUAACAUAAUCCGGAAGUUUACCGACACCUGCGACCACGAUCGCCUUAACAUGGAAAGUUGUCUCGCAUCACGGGAACUAUAAGCACUUAUAGCAUCGCGGAAACAUUGACAGCACCUCAAGAAGCUGUGCAUAUGUGACAGGGUUCGGAGAUGACAUCUCCAUGGUGCGUGCUUGGAAACAAGAUCACUGCUCUUGGACGCGCCGACCUAUUCAAACAUACACACAUGCCGCGCUCCGGCCUACUCUGUGUAGUGCUCUUCCCUGAUGGCACAACCCAAAAUUUUACUGUCAAUAAACAUGAUGCUGGUCAUCUGCUGUCCGACUUGGCCUGUGAACACCUCAACAUAGUGGAAAAACAGUACUUCAGCCUGCAGAUCAGCGAGGACACAUCCAGCUCUCCGAGGUGGCUGGACCCUAACAAGCCCUUUAAGAAACAGCUGAAGGGUUCCGCUCCGUUCUUUUUAAUAUUUAGAGUGCGGUUCUUCAUCUCUGACCCAAACUCCCUCCAGCACGAGCAGACCAGGCAUUUUUAUUUCUUGCAAAUUAAGAAGGACAUUUGUGAGGGGAGAUUAAAGUGUCCUUUAAGCUCAGCCGUGGUACUGGCUUCUUACUCUGUUCAGUCUGAGCUUGGAGACUAUGUCCCUGAAACUCCUUCAGGAUACCUCAGUCAGACUCAUUUUCUUCCUGACCAAGACCAAGAGUUCCUUCUGAAAGUAGAGUCGCUGCAUCCACAGCACAAAGGUUUGUCUCAGAGUGAAGCUGAGCUUUGCUAUUUGAAUACAGCGAGAACAUUAGACCUGUAUGGAGUGGAGCUACAUCAUGCUCAGGAUGUUAACAACCCCGCCCUCUGGGUGGGCAUUACAUCUGGGGGCGUGGCUUUGUUUUGCCAUUUAAUUUGCUCCAGUUUUUUCCCCUGGAUUAACAUCAUCAAGAUUUCAUUCAAAAGAAAACGUUUCUUUGUCCACCUACGCCGGAAACAUGGCGAGUUGGGUCACCAUGUGGUUUCUCUCUCCAUGCCAAGUUCACGUGCCUGUAAAAAUCUAUGGAAAUCCUGUGUGGACCACCAUACAUUCUACAACAGAAAACCCUCUCACUCGGCUUCAAAACUUAGCUCUAUCCCACUGUACCGAAAGCUGAUUGGUGAGAAAAUGUUGAACCCUGUGGUGAGGUCCAUCUCAGUGGAACAACUAGAGACAAAGAGUCUACCCUCACGGUCACCACCCAACACGCCCAACUGGCGGAGUCCUCGUUUACGUCAUGACUUCCGUAAGCCACGCCCAUCGUCUGUGGACAACCUGACCAAUGAAAUGAGCUAUGUGACUGAGAGUGAAGAUGUCUUCUAUACUUACAGGAAACCUCAGGAAGAGGGGCGGACAAGUGGUAGUUGGUCUCAUAGUGAUGAUAUGAACACCGAAGAGGAUGAUUUGCACAUUUGGGAUAAGAGUGUGACAGCUGAUGGAGAUCUGCUACUUGUGAGGAUCAGCCCAGACCAAGAUGGGAAGUUUGGCUUCAAUGUUAAAGGAGGCGUGGAUCAGAAGAUGCCCCUGGCCAUCUCUCAUGUUAACCCUGCAUCUCCGGCCAGUUGCUGUGUGCCUCCGCUGAUGGAGGGCGAUCAGGUGCUGUUGAUAAAUGGGCGGGACAUUUCAGAACACACACAUCAGCAGGUAGUCAUGUUUAUCAAAGCAAGCCGAGAGUCACACAGCAAGGAACUUGCAUUGCUUGUGCGCCGCAAAGGUGUCUCUUUGCGAGUCGAACCCACACUACAGUUAGGUGAGGGUCUCACUCUACCAGGUGAAAUAUCCCCAUUGUCCACUCAGCCAUCUGGAGAGACGCUAGAGGAGUCCAUGACCCGUCUGGAGAGGGGAUUGGUCACCGGCACAUUGCUUCUGCACUUUGAGAAGUUGUACAGGAAGAAAGAAGGCAUGGCAAUGUGUUGUGCAAAACAGUCCGAGAAUAUGGACAAGAAUCGGUACAAAGAUGUAUUACCAUAUGACAUCAGCAGAGUGGUACUGCAAGAAGAGGGGGAUGAUUACAUCAACGCCAGUCACGUGAAGACUGAGCCAGCAGGUUGUGUUUUAUGGUACAUCGCAGCUCAGGGUCCACUGCCGCACACCUGUACACACUUCUGGAGGAGCGUGUGGGAGCAGAACGUCAGUGUUAUUGUCAUGCUCACCACACUGACCGAGAGAGGACGGACCAAGUGCCACCAAUACUGGCCGCAUCCCCCUGAAGUGAGGGAUUAUGGGUAUCUUCAGGUGUGCUGUCACUCAGAGGAGUGUAACCUGGCAUACGUAACUCGAGAACUAACACUCACAAAUACUCAGACAGGACAGCAGCGCUCGAUCACUCAUUUGCAGUAUGUCGCCUGGCCAGAUCAUGGGGUACCAGAAGAUUCCUCAGACUUCCUGGAUUUUGUCCAGUCAAUGAGAAGUAUGAGAAAGGAGUCUGUGCCUCUCAUGGUCCACUGCAGUGCUGGGAUCGGGCGGACGGGUGUGUUGAUCACCAUGGAGACCGCCAUGACACUGAUAGAGAAGGAAAAGCCAGUGUAUCCCCUAGAGAUCAUUACCUUGAUGAGAGAACAAAGGGCCAUGAUGGUUCAGACAUCGUGCCAGUUCACCUUUGUGUGUGAGGCCAUUCUGAGGGUGUACAGAGAGAGAAUGAAAAAGAGCUCAACACCUAACAGUUGAUAAGAAGAGAGGGACUGGAGGGAAGUGUUCGAAAACACACAAGUGAAGGAAAAAGCUGUGAUCCGACUGUCAAUAAAGAUGGAUGAAAAAGGGGCAGGAAGUAGACUGUGUGUCUGGAUAAAGAUGGAUGGACAAUCUCUUCUCUUGCUGUGGCUCUCCUGACAGCUGUGCGGAUCAAGGAAGAACAUAAAGCACUUUGACACGUAUAAGCUUAUAGGGCCCUACAGCACACAUACUCUCACUUUCUCUGUCCCACACACACCCCAAGUGCUAUAUUCAGGUUAAUCUCACAAAAUCUGUCAAGAAAUGUUCAGGCCACAUUUCACCCUAAACUUAAGAGGAAAAACUAUGUAACUCAUAUUUUUGCAUAUAAUAAAAAUGUAAAAGUAGUUCUAAAAAUCUACGUUUAGAACAUUUAAAGUUUUUGUCUUUUUUGGAAAUAAUACCCUAUUUUAAGA
Molecule: messenger RNA, 3491 nt
Organism: Carassius carassius (crucian carp)
Lineage: Eukaryota; Metazoa; Chordata; Actinopteri; Cypriniformes; Cyprinidae
Product: tyrosine-protein phosphatase non-receptor type 3-like
Exons: 26
Coding region: 496-3033 (845 amino acids)
Biological process (GO): protein dephosphorylation
Cellular component (GO): cytoskeleton; cytoplasmic side of plasma membrane; cytoplasm
Molecular function (GO): protein binding; protein tyrosine phosphatase activity
Source: RefSeq, a predicted model, not a curated record